AUGUUUCAGAAUUAUUACUUCCAGCAGACAUUCCAAAAAUCGUUUCUAUACCGCCUCAUACAGAAGCUUCAAGUGUGCAAUGAGGAGGAUCUAAAUGCGGCCCGGCAGUACAGACCACAAGGUAGCAGCAAGAUGGAUCGCUAUGAGAAGUUGAGUCGACUGGGCGAGGGAUCCUAUGGUAUUGUCUACAAGUGUCGGGAUCGAGAGACGGGCGCCCUAGUGGCGGUCAAGCGAUUCGUGGAGUCCGAAGACGAUCCGGCAAUUCGAAAAAUUGCAUUGAGAGAGAUAAGGCUAUUGAAGAACCUUAAGCAUCCGAAUCUGGUUUCCCUACUGGAAGUCUUUCGUCGUAAGCGUCGCCUGCACUUGGUCUUUGAGUUCUGUGAACUGACGGUCCUCCACGAGCUCGAACGCCAUCCGCAGGGCUGCCCCGAGCAUCUAACCAAACAGAUCUGUUACCAGACCCUGCUGGGCGUGGCCUAUUGCCACAAGCAGGGCUGUCUUCACAGGGACAUCAAGCCGGAGAACAUUCUGCUGACGGCCCAGGGACAGGUGAAGCUGUGCGACUUUGGCUUCGCCAGAAUGUUGAGUCCUGGGGAGAACUACACAGACUAUGUGGCCACCCGAUGGUAUCGAGCGCCCGAGCUCCUCGUGGGCGACAUACAGUAUGGCACACCCGUGGACGUGUGGGCCAUUGGAUGCCUCUUUGCGGAACUGGUGCGAGGGGAGGCUCUGUGGCCGGGGCGCAGCGAUGUGGAUCAGCUGUAUCUGAUACGGAAAACCCUGGGGGAUCUCCUGCCGCGACACAUACAGAUCUUCGGGCAGAACGAGUACUUCAAGGGGAUAACGCUGCCGGUGCCGCCAACGCUGGAGCCGCUGGAGGAUAAAAUGCCGCCCAAAUCAUUGCAGAAUCCCCUGACCAUUGACUUUCUAAAGAAAUGCCUGGACAAGGAUCCGGUGAAGCGUUGGUCCUGCGAAAAGUUGAUCAAACAUUCCUACUUCGACGACUACAUAGCCAAGCAGCGAGAACAGGAGCACAUCAAUAGCCUGGAGGCGGCCACGGUGCGGCAACAGCAGCUCGCCUCACAGCAGUUUAUGCUUGCCACAGCCGCACAGCAGCUACAAACGGGUGCGGGCCAGGCGGCAGCCAUUGCAGCGGCUCGUGAUAAAUCAAAGACUUCAAACACCUCAUUGCCGCUGUUGACCGGCACCCAGCAUCAUCAUCAUCCGCAUCAGGAUUACGGGAAGCUGCAGCCCUUGAACAAGAAUGGAAAUCUCCUCCAUCGCACAGAGCAUCAUCUGCCCACCAUAUAAACGGGAUGGGGGGAGGGAGCGGGUCUAAUAAUUUCUCCUUUUAUUUGGUAUUUUUAUGCUUUAUGUCUGGUAAUAAAUGUG
Drosophila persimilis is the source of this 1392-nucleotide messenger RNA. Its product is annotated as cyclin-dependent kinase-like 1. Gene Ontology annotation, cellular component: nucleus. Bases 1 to 1311 code for a protein of 436 amino acids. Lineage: Eukaryota; Metazoa; Arthropoda; Insecta; Diptera; Drosophilidae. The transcript has 4 exons. The record is from RefSeq and is a predicted model, not a curated record. Gene Ontology annotation, biological process: protein phosphorylation. Gene Ontology annotation, molecular function: cyclin-dependent protein serine/threonine kinase activity; ATP binding.